This is a messenger RNA of Exserohilum turcica Et28A, 960 nucleotides long. RefSeq lists its product as uncharacterized. Gene Ontology annotation, biological process: sphingoid catabolic process. The record is from RefSeq and is a predicted model, not a curated record. The transcript has 4 exons. Bases 96 to 674 code for a protein of 192 amino acids. NCBI's taxonomy places the organism in Eukaryota, Fungi, Ascomycota, Dothideomycetes, Pleosporales, Pleosporaceae. Gene Ontology annotation, cellular component: endoplasmic reticulum.
CGAGCCCAUCCAUCCUCGAUCCCCAAGACAUGAUUUAGUCCCUUGACGGCCCCCUUCCCACUGCAACACGCGCCCCCAGUUCCGCAUCCGGCACCAUGUCUCUGAAUCUGGAGAAACAACUUGUCUUUUACGGGGCAUACCACCACAACAAGGUCAACGUUGGCAUACAUGUGCUCUGCGUGCCCCCAAUCCUGUUGACGUCCUUCUUGCUCCUCACCAACACGCCGGCCGUUCCGCUGCCCACAUGGCUUUCGGUACCUAACCUCCCGCUUAACGUCGGCACCGCCGGCGCCGUACUAUACUCGACCUUGUACAUCCUGAUGGAGCCUGUCGCAGGUGCCCUGGUUGCGCCCAUCCUCAUCGGUGGGACUGCGUAUAUGAACCACUUUACAUCCACGUAUGGCGCGACCGCCAACUCAUGGGCAGGCGCGAUCAACAUUGCAUGCUGGAUUGCGCAGUUUAUCGGACACGGAAAGUUCGAAGGAAGAGCGCCUGCCUUGCUAGACAACCUCGUGCAAGCCAUCUUUCUGGCUCCUUUCUUUGUCUGGUUUGAGAUUCUCUUCAAGCUCGGCUACCGCCCUGAGUUGAAGCGUCGGAUAGACCAGGCUGUGGAGCAGGAGAUUCAAAAGUUUAAGAAGAACAAGGAAAAGGGUCAGAAUGGCUCCGCGAAAUAGGCGCGACCCUGAAAUGCGGAAGACGUGAACAGUAAAAGAGAAGCAUGGAGGUGGCUCUGUCACAAGUCAUGGCAUGAUGUGUUGGAACGAUGCAUUUGGGCGGCACUCUCCGAGGAUGCGCGUAUGGUAUGGAUACUGCAACAUAACAUGGCAUUGCACGGCGCAAGGCGUAUACGGCGUCAUGUUGCCUGUGGCCGUUAAUUGGUUCAUGUGGCUGUGUCUUUCUGGGGAUUUGCAGCGUAGUAGGAUACCAAAUUAGACUGUUGUUACUUUGAACAUUAUAGAU